AUGGAUAUUGUUUAACAUCAACAUGGCGAAGUGUAAAGUUAUAUUGAACAAGUCAAUGAUAAAACUAUGAUAGCAAUUUAAAUGGAAGAAUAAAGACUGAAUCAAAGGUAUUUCCAUUUGCUUAAUUAACUUGAAAAAACUAAGUUGCAAAUCAUCAAAUUAGAAGAAAAAUUGAGACAACAAAAUGAGUAAUAGUUAUUAUAUAUUCGAUUGUUUAGUCUUGAAAACCAUCCUUAAAUAAAAUAAAUCAUCAGCGAAUUAUCAAAGAUAGAUCAGUAUCGAUUAUCAUUGAUCAAUAAAACUCAACAAUUAACUCAAGAAUUACAAUUAAAUCAAUUUAGUAUAAAAGAACUGAAAGAACAAGUUAUAAACAAAAGACUAUAAAUCAGAGAUUGGGUUAGAGACUGUUGGUCAAUUUAACAAUAAAUUAAUAAUACUACAUCGAAUUACACUUAAUCUACAUCUAGAACAUAAAGAAUUCAUUUACAAAGUCUCGAUAUCACUAGUAAUAGAAGCAAUGUCAAUCUAUUUAUAACUAAUUAAGAAUCAAAUACAAAUAGACUUAGUUUAUCUCAAUUACCUCCUAUUACGCUGAAAAAGCACUCUAAAAGCAAAUUAUUAGAUGUUCUUUAGAAAGCAUCAGUAAGAGGAUAAUAAUAGCCUGUAAAUGAUAUUAUUGAAAUUUAUAAAUAAAUCCACAUUUUGAGAAAAUAGAUUAUUGAAUGGAAACAAAAUAUUAUAAAGAAAUAGAACUAAUACAGUUCUAUCAGGAAUUCAUUUGUUUAUUGUGCAAAUCUAUCUUUAAAAUUGUUAAAAAGUAAAUAAAAGGUUACAAAUCGUAAUGGAUAUGCAAAUUCAAUUUAUUUUGAUAUCAAUACAUCGAUGAAUCAAUCUAAUACUGAAGUAUCAAGCAAUCACAAUAGAGGAAGAUAGAUUUAAAAUAUUUUAUAUGAUACUCUUAAAUAAAUAAUGGUCAAUAUGAUUGAUACAUAACAAAAUGAUUAGCAGAAUUCAAAUGAAAAAUCAAUAAUUAAAAAUGCCAUUUCUCUAGAAUAAUUUCUUUAAUUUUCCUCAGAAUAGAUUUUAGGAAUAUUGGCACUUCAACCAAGAUUAAUGCAAUAAUUAAUAGAGAAAUUUGAUAUGAAAUAGAGAUAAAUAGGAUUACUAUCUUAAAAGAUGAAAAUUUAAACUUAGCAUUUCUGA
This is a messenger RNA of Paramecium tetraurelia, 1203 nucleotides long. RefSeq lists its product as uncharacterized. The transcript is spliced from 6 exons. The record is from RefSeq and is a predicted model, not a curated record. Lineage: Eukaryota; Ciliophora; Oligohymenophorea; Peniculida; Parameciidae.